Mercenaria mercenaria is the source of this 4089-nucleotide messenger RNA. Its product is annotated as mitotic spindle assembly checkpoint protein MAD2A-like. The record is from RefSeq and is a predicted model, not a curated record. Gene Ontology annotation, biological process: mitotic spindle assembly checkpoint signaling. Gene Ontology annotation, cellular component: kinetochore; cytoplasm; nucleoplasm. NCBI's taxonomy places the organism in Eukaryota, Metazoa, Mollusca, Bivalvia, Venerida, Veneridae. The transcript is spliced from 5 exons. Bases 100 to 708 code for a protein of 202 amino acids.
GACAGUGUUUUUUAACACCGCACCGGCCGGCUUGAUUUCUGCGGGAAAUUGGAACGAAAAAAUAAACAUUUUUAGGGUAUUUCGGCAUAAAAAGUUGUGAUGGCAGCUACAGCAACAAAGAAUGCAAUCACUCUGAAGGGCUCGACUGAAACAGUUGCAGAAUUUUUUGACUAUGGUAUAAACAGUAUCCUGUAUCAGCGAGGUAUUUAUCCACCAGAAACCUUCACCAGGGUACAGAAAUAUGGGCUUACCCUUCUAAUCAGCACAGAUGAGGCCAUCAAAAAAUACUUAUCACAAGUUAUCUCACAAAUUAAAGAAUGGCUUCUCAAUAUGACUGUAAACAAGCUAGUGGUUGUUAUAAAAAGUCUAAACACGAAUGAAGUGUUGGAACGAUGGCAGUUUGAUGUGGAGUGUGAUAAAACAGCCUUAACUGAUAGCAAACCUCGUGAGAAGUCAGAGAAGGAAGUGAAUGGAGAAAUACGAGCUGUUAUACGACAGAUCACUGCUUCUGUAACAUUCCUGCCACUUAUAGAGGAACCUUGUAGUUUUGACCUACUUGUGUAUACAGACAAGGAUCUGGAAGUUCCCGAUUCCUGGGGCGAGUCUGGACCACAGUUUGUUACUGAUUCUGAAGAAGUACGCUUACGCUCAUUCACAACAACAAUACACAAAGUAGAUACAAUGGUAGCUUACAAGAAAACUCAAUGAUUGUGUAUGGCUGUGAAAUAUGUGUAUAUUGUGCAAUUUCCUGUAAAUGAGACAGAAAAUCUACUGGAAAUCAUUGAUUGAUCAAGCAUUAAGUAUUUUGGAAAAUGCAGAAGAUACGCUCAACCUGAAUAAUGCUGAGCAUAGACGAAGCAAGGGAUGGAACAUAUUUUGAUAAAGAAUUAUGUUGCAUGGAGUUUGUUUGCAUUAAUUACAAAGAUUAACAAAGAAAUAAUUUGGAAGAUGUCAAAUCAGCACUCCUUUGGUGCUGUCAGUAGCGGCCAGUUUAGCUCUUAAAUAGAAAAAGGGAGUAGAAGGGCAUUAAGUGUGCAUCAUGAUAAAUGAUGAAAGUGACUUGCAGUUUUGACGUUAUAGUUUCUUCUAGUAAUAAUGAAGGAAACAUGUAUCUCAGUACUAUUUUCUGUAGUCUUGAAUUUAAGCUUGUAUCACAGCAUUAUGAAUGUAAAUAUGCUAGCUUCCUUGUAUCUUGUUUAUGAUGCAAUGUCAGAUGUCCUCAGUUUUCGAAGGUUUUUUUUUCACAGGCUUGUUAAGUUGGGGAAAAUAAUAGCUUGGUAUUUGUGAAAUGGGGUAACAUUAACACUGAUGGAAAGUCGGGUUUAGGGGAAAACAGGAACUUUUUGUGCUAAGAUGGACAUUCAGAUAAUAUGGUGCAAUCAUUCACCAUACAAGACAAAAAUGUCAAGCCCCCUGUUAUAAACCCUACCAAAAAGUCCAAGGAAAAUACUAUUCUUAGAUCAAUUAUCUUUUUCUGUAUUAAAAAUUGAUAUGAAAUGAAAUUAUAAUUGAUGACUUUCGAUAGACAUCACUUUGAUUUUUUUUCAACUAAGUUGUGUUUAAGAGUGACUUAAUCUGUUAGUGACCUUCAUCUUGUCAGAAGGAGUAAUGGUACUUGGAUUAGUCAUCAUAAUCCUCUUAUUUUCUCAUAUUUAUCUCUUUGAAAAACAAAUACUGUUCUCAGUAUGAAGAAUAAUAUAUUGUAAGGCUCAAUGUAGUUAGCUGAUUUUUUGGUUGGUACAAAUGUUUCUAGGAAAAAAUAUUUCAAUUUAUGUCAUGGCAUAAUGAUGGUUUUAUUUUCAACAGCCAGAAUAUAGAUGUUUAACUAACUGUAAACUCUGGAGAGCUACUACUCUAUUACUGUUAUUGUUCUGUACCAUCUACAUACAGUUUGCUUUGAUAGGAAAAUGCUGUACAUUGCUUGUCUGUUGGACAUUAACAUGUAUAUUUCAGUUGAAUGGUGAUGUGCUAUUUGGCUAUUUAUGUGAGUUUUAGCUUGACUAUACGGAGAUAUAUUUGGAGAGUUAUCCUACUUACCUGCAUCGGCGUCAACACCUUGGUUACAGGGCUUUUCAUUGGGCAAUUGGGAAGAGACCUUGGCCUUUCAAAUUUGGAAAUUCAUGGGCGAUGACUGCCUUCUUUGAGAAAAACUCAUUUUAUUGAAGAAAUGGGUUGUGUAUUAAUUGUUAAAAGUAUUUUCAACUAAGUAAUUAGUACAUUAUUUUUGAGACAUUUACAACUGCAUUUGAGCCAUGCCAUGAGAAAACCAACAUAGUGGGUUUGCGAACAGCAUGGAUCCAGACCAGCCUGCGCAUCCGCGCAGUCUGGUCAGGAUCCAUGCUGUUAGCUAACAGUUUCUCCAAUUCCAAUAGGCUUUGAAAGCGAACAGCAUGGAUCCUGACCAGACUGCGUGGAUGCGCAGGCUGGUCUGGAUCCAUGCUGGUCGCAAACCCACUAUGUUGGUUUUCUCAUGGCACGGCUCAUUUACAUUUUCAUGCCACAGUUAUUUUGUUCAUCUUUGAACUUGUCAACAAACAAUUUUCAGCCACGAGCAUAUUAAGUUUCUUUUCACUGCAUUAAAACAAUGGUUUCUUUGUAUUUUCUUUUAAUAGAGGCAAACAUUUAAAAUUUAGUGACAUUUUAAAGUAAAUUCAUCCAAGAAAAUUUAAGUAACUUCUUAAUAUCUAAAUAAAAAUUGUGAAAACAAAAUUAAAGUGAUCCCCCAUAAAAGCUAGACUAAAAAGAGACUAAAACCUAGACCAGACAACAUAGUGGAUUAGACUGGUAUACAUAACUCAUGCUACAUUGCACUGUUAUGCUACUGAUGUCAAGGAAAAGUGAUACCAGACGAUUUUUUUCCACCAGAAAAGUUAAAAUGUAAACAAAACUUAAUGUUUUGGGAAAUACUACCUAGCUGUUUUGGAAGUUCCUCUUCCACAAUUUGCAUACUAUUCAAAACCCUAAUUUUUGCAUAUUUAGUACUUUAUAAUUGAAGUGUAAAGUAGUUGCAUCUAUGAAUAUUUUAUUUUGAACAACGUCUCGGAUCUGAUGUAAAAGAAAUCAGAAGUAAAUACUGUACUUAAAGUUUAUGAAAUUUAAAUAGUUCACAUGACUUAAAAUGACACUUGAAUACACAAAUAGUAAAAUACACACCAGGGCAUUUCAGCAUAUGAGCCGUGCCAUGGGAAAACCAACAUAGUGGGUGUGUGACCAGCAUGGAUCCAGACCAGCCUGCCCAUCCGCGCAGUCUGGUCAGGCUCCAUGCUGUUCGCUUUUAAAGCCUAUUGGAAUUGGAGAAACUGUUAGCGAACAGCAUGGAUCCUGACCAGACUGCGCAGAUGCGCAGGCUGGUCUGGAUCCAUGCUGGUCGCAAAGCCACUAUGUUGGUUUUCUCAUGCCGCGGCUCAGUUAUGUAUAUGCUACGUAAACACUGGAGUCUAGGUGAUUGGAACUUGGAUUAUAACUUAUUUACGGUACUCUUAUAGUGGUUGACAUUUAUGGUGCAUACAUUAACUGCCCCGGGGAAACGACCAGACAGAUGGCACUGAUGUUGAACAGGCAAGUUAUCAGAAUGGUAGACAUGCAAACAUUUUCUCAUGGGUGAAUAUUUCUUCUAAAUAAAUAAACUUUAGUCUCAGAAAAUUUGAUGUAUUUUGUAUUGCUAACAUUCAGCCCUGUAAAAAAUGAGUAUAUAAAAUGCAUAUAAUGAAAGCAGAGUAGAAUAUUGUAUGUUACAAUUAUUGGGUGAAAUAGAACAUCUAUACUUUAUCUACGAUUCAUGUAUAGGCUGUUAAAUUGCUGGGGAUUGUGUUAGAAUCUGGCAUAAAUUACUUCCAACAUCAUCAUCCACAUUGAUAUGCUAUCCAGUGAAAGUACUCUCUUUCUCAGAUAUGCUCUAUUUCACUAUCCAGCACGGAAAUAGCUGAGUGCACUGUCUUCUGUGACAGCUCUUGUUGAUGGCCCAAACACAUACUUUAAUCAUCAGAAAUUGGAGGGGUUUUUGAAAAGUGUGUUUGAAUUGUUUAAUAUUUGUAUUUUUGUCUUGCUUGUGAUAAAGCUAUCAUUUAUAUUGAAUAAAUUCAUAUUUAU